Molecule: messenger RNA, 1346 nt
Organism: Durio zibethinus
Lineage: Eukaryota; Viridiplantae; Streptophyta; Magnoliopsida; Malvales; Malvaceae
Source: RefSeq, a predicted model, not a curated record
UUACUUUUUCCAAACAUUAGCUUGAAUUUCUAGUUGAUAAUUUACUAGUUAAUUAGGGUUUAGGAAUAGUUUCCGUUUCCAAAAUUUCAACUUUUAAAGCUAUUCAUACCAAUUCUAUUGUGGUGGUUUGGUAAGGGAGAGCCUAAAUUUCUGCACAAGCCAUUGUCUGUUAAAGGUUUUUGGGUUGUGUUGGAACUUGGAAGUUUGGCUUUUGAAUAUCGACAUGUGAAGUUCAAGUCAAUAAUGACCGUCUUACAUGCCAAUGUUUGCCAUGUUCUUGUUACGUACCAUGAAUUGCCAUGAAACUAACGAAGGAAUAAGUUUUGGAUUAGUUUUUGUCUGUCGUGUCAUGCAAUCGUUGCAUGAGCUAAUUGCUUUCUCACCACUAGCAAACAAAUACCCAGUGUCGGGCCUUCUUUAUGCGGUCCUUUAACUGUUAGGAUUCCUGACCUGGAGCAAUAAAUGAGAACAUGGCAAUGCGCCAACCAGGAGGGGUUGGUUCAAUCGGUCAAGUUGUGCCCUCAUAGCAAGAGGUUUCUGGGUUUGAGCACUUACGACCUCUCGUUAGUGCUAUUCAAAAUACAAGUUCAUCCACGAGACGAGCAGGGUCGUUCAUUGUUUGGGCUUCCGGAUAGGAGCGAGAGAAAGGUUCGUUCCAGCUUCCAUAUUACAAGUGGAAGUAAAAAGCCGAAAACAAUUGGGGUAGGCAAGAGGUGCUGUCAAGUUGGAAUAAGACACUACUAUAAGACCCAGUUUUCAUUCAUGUGAAGGAGAGCAUCUGUCACAUUCUGGUAACUAAAAGCUUGCUCCUCAUUCACUUUCAGUUUCAGCCACAUGGAUUUGGCGUUCCCUUGAUGUUUUUCUUCGUCGAUUCGUCUAGGUCAAAUAAUUUUUAUAAGGUAAAAUGAAAAACAAAAACAAGAGAUUCAAAUCCUUCCAAUUGCCAACGACUUGGGUCUCAAAUUCAUAAGUAGUUUAUGUAACUUGGUAUUUCAAGUUUGUAAGCGACGUUGCUUAUUAUUGAAAUGAUUGUAAUUUUCCAACUAAUUUCAAGAUGCCCUCUUUCGUUUUCCUUCCUCUAAGACCGAGCAAAAAUAUCUCACAUCUGUGUACUUAAAUUGUAGAGAAUGAGGAAAGAGAGUGUGUACACGUGAAACUUCUUUUUUUUUUUUAUUUAAUUUUUAAUUUUUUAUUAGAUAAAAUUUGUAAAAAAAAAUCAAUGAAAAUAAAAAUGAUAAAAAAAUUUGUAUGAUUUAUAUUUGCACUAAUACAAAGGUACAUUUUAAAAAAGUAAUCAAGAUUGGAUCAAUUUAUAAAUAAAUUUAAAGUAUUAUAUCCCGUCUCAA